AAGAGAAAAUGAGUCAGUGCAAAGUUAUAGUGAGUUUUCCUGAUCAACUCAUGAUGGAUCUUUGUAUACAUUUUAAAGGGUGUUUGGUUAAAACUGAUGUGUGUAAAUGAGCAGUUCAAGAGUACUGAAUUAGACAUUUCUAUAUGUUCUAUGUCAUUUUGAGCACAUGGUUUAACAGCCCAUCUAAUUAAGCACAGUAUAUUUAACAUUUUUUAGUUGGUUAAAGUUGCACUUUUGGAUGUAGAUCAUGUGUGUUUGGAAUAAUCUUCUUUAAUUAAAACCAUGAAAUUCCAUGUCAACAAAUGCCCUAGGACUGUAUAUUGCAAUGUGGUGGAGUCCUACGGGUGAAGCGUAAAAGGCCCUAAACUAGGUUUAAAUGAACAGUUUGAAAUAUAUGUUUUACAUCCUUUCAUCACAGUCUUCUCUGUGAACAUGCAGCUCUAGCUUGCCAUCUAGAGUCUGAUGCAUUUAAUGGAGGACAAAGUUACAAUCCUUGCAGCUACACUCCCUGAUUUUGUUACAUAUCACUAAAUCCCCAAAUUAUUUUGACACUCAACACAGAUGGAUAGCAAGUUGGAGCUGAAUGACAGGAUCCAGCCAGGAGCCAACUUGACUAACAAGAGAGGAACAAUAUUAGUCACAGGCACAGCACAGGACAGGUUGCACUCCUCCAUGCGUAAAAGGCUCUACAGUUUGCCACAACACAUUGGACAGAAAGCAUCUAUAAUGGGUGAAGGAGAAGACGCAGACAAGGACACCCGGAGGAAGAGUAUCAGGAUGAAGCCUCUGCCGUCGCCGACCUCUGGGGGAAGCUGCAAAGGCAUCGGGGAGACCAAAAGUGGGGAGUCUGUGAUCAUGGAGACGGACAUAGGGAGACCGAUGAAGACCAGCUCAAAUGGAGAUUGCCGGAGAUUUCGAGGCAGCCUCUCGUCCAUCACAAGUCGGCAUGUGCACGACUCGGACUCGGCGGAGGAGAGACGCCUCAUCACCGAGGGGGAUGUCACCCCGAGCGAGGAGAGCCCCCCCGGAGCCAUCGGUGAUGGGCCGCCGGAUCAAGGCGCGCAAGGGGCCACCGGUGGCGGAGGUACCCAAAAUGAUUCCCAAGACCAGCAGUCAGGGUUUAUAAAGUUGGAUGGCAUCGAUCAAAUUCUGCCGGACGACGAGAGAUUAUAUCAAGCUGGGUUCAUGCACAGACAGUUUGGGGCAAUGCUUCAGCCAGGGGUCAACAAGUUCUCCCUGAGGAUGUUUGGAAGUGAGAAAGCGGUUGAACGGGAACAAGAGCGGGUUAAAUCCGCCGGAUUUUGGAUUAUUCACCCCUACAGUGAUUUCAGAUUUUACUGGGACUUGACCAUGUUGCUGCUGAUGGUGGGCAACCUCAUCAUCAUCCCUGUGGGCAUCACAUUCUUCAAGGACGAGCACACGCCGCCCUGGAUCGUGUUCAACGUGGUCUCCGACACCUUCUUCCUCAUGGACCUGGUUCUCAACUUCAGGACGGGUAUCGUGAAGGAGGACAACACAGAGAUCAUCCUGGACCCACAACAGAUCAAGAUAAAGUAUUUACGGAGCUGGUUUGUGGUGGACUUCAUCUCCUCCAUCCCAGUGGACUACAUCUUCCUCAUCGUGGAGACGCGCAUUGACUCAGAUUUCUAUAAGACGGCACGCGCUUUGCGGAUUGUCCGUUUCACCAAGAUCCUCAGCUUGCUACGACUGCUGCGCCUCUCAAGACUCAUUCGCUACAUUCACCAAUGGGAAGAGAUCUUUCACAUGACCUAUGACCUAGCCAGCGCCAUGGUGAGGAUAGUCAACCUGAUUGGCAUGAUGCUGCUCCUGUGUCACUGGGACGGCUGCCUGCAGUUCCUGGUUCCCAUGCUGCAGGACUUCCCCGCCGAUUGCUGGGUGUCCAAAAAUAAGAUGGUGAAUGACACAUGGGGACAGCAGUACUCCUACGCACUUUUCAAAGCUAUGAGCCACAUGCUGUGUAUUGGGUAUGGCAUGUACCCCCCGGUGGGCAUGACAGACGUGUGGCUGACCAUCCUCAGCAUGAUUGUGGGCGCUACCUGCUACGCCAUGUUUGUGGGCCAUGCCACCGCGCUAAUCCAAUCCCUAGACUCGUCUCGACGGCAGUACCAGGAGAAGUACAAACAGGUGGAGCAGUACAUGUCGUUCCACAAGCUGCCAGCAGAUAUGAGGCAGAGAAUCCAUGACUACUAUGAGCACCGUUACCAGGGCAAGAUGUUUGACGAGGAAAGCAUCCUGGGAGAGCUGAACGAGCCGCUCCGAGAGGAAAUCAUCAACUUUAACUGUCGAAAACUGGUGGCCUCAAUGCCUCUGUUUGCCAACGCCGACCCCAACUUUGUCACUUCCAUGCUCACCAAGCUGAAGUUCGAGGUGUUCCAGCCUGGGGAUUACAUCAUCAGGGAGGGCACCAUUGGCAAGAAAAUGUACUUCAUACAACAUGGGGUUGUCAGUGUACUGACCAAAGGCAAUAAAGAGACCAAGCUUUCAGACGGCUCCUACUUCGGGGAGAUUUGUUUGCUGACACGAGGCAGAAGGACAGCCAGUGUCCGGGCAGACACGUAUUGUCGUCUAUACUCAUUGUCUGUGGACAACUUCAAUGAGGUGCUGGAGGAGUAUCCUAUGAUGAGAAGAGCCUUUGAGACUGUUGCUCUGGACAGACUGGACCGUAUUGGCAAGAAAAACUCCAUCCUGCAGCACAAGGUACAGCACGACCUCAGCUCUGGUGUACUCAACUACCAGGAGAAUGAGAUCAUCCAGCAGAUUGUACAGCAUGACAGGGACAUGGCCCACUGCGCCCACCUCAUGCAGAACGCCCCACCCCAGACACCUCCCUCACCUACCCCUGUCAUCUGGGCCCCACUCAUCCAGGCACCUCUCCAGGCAGCAGCUGCCACCACCUCAGUAGCCAUUGCCCUGACACACCAUCCCCACCUCCCACCAACGCUCUUCAGGCCUCCACUUUCUGUUCUGGGGUCCCUAAAGGACCCUCCUAGCCGGCUUAAGAAGUUUCACACGUUUGUCCCUCCAUCCACAACUCCUGGAUCUGCUGGGGACUCUCCCUCUAGCACACCCUCUAAACUGCGCACUGGGGUGGACAUGCCAUUGCUGGCCUCUUUUCGGGCCCAGCACAUGACGUCAGGUUCUGGGGCAACUGGUUCUAGCCAGCAGGCCUCAAGUAGCGGAGGCCAACGUGGGCCUUGUGGGACAGGGUCUGGGUUCAGUGGAGGUGGAAGUGGGGCCUCUGCCUUCCCCUUCGGACCAUACUCAUCCUCUGGUUCACCCUCAUCUAGUAUGGCCCAGCUACACCCACAACCACAGCAGCAACAGCCCUUUCGCUCCAGCACCCCACCACUGUCAAACCUCUUCCACCAAGGAUCUGCAGGUGGAAGCACAGGGUCAGGAAUAAGUGGAGGUGCAGUUGGAGCCUGUGGUGGUGCAACAGGUUGGUCUUCAAGUGGAGCAGUUGGAGGUUCUGUGGAAGGGGCCAGUGGAGGAGAGACUACCUGGGCUAGAGAGGACUUUACAACUGCAGUGACAGAAGCAACUCCUGAGGGGCACUUUGGGUUGGGAGGAGCUAUUAGUGGAUUAGUAAGAGGGAUCUCAGGGGAAUCAAUGGGAGGGAUAUCUGAAGGAUCAGUGGGUGGUGCUUGUGGCAGGUCAGCGGGUGGGGCCUCAGGUGGAUCAGUGGGGGGCAUUACCUGUGGGUCAGUGAGAGAUUCAGCCAGGAGAUCAAUGGGAGGGGUUUCAAGAGGAUCAAUCGGAAGAGCCUCCAGGGGAUCAGUGGGAGGGGCCUCUGGAGAGUUACUGGUUGCAACGACCACUGGAGGAUCAUUGGGGAGGGCUUCUGGGGGAUCAGUGGGAGGGACUUCUGGAGAAUUGUUGGUAGUGACGACCACUGGAGGAUCAUUGCACAGGGCUUCUGGUGGACCAGUGGGAGGGACUGCUGGAGAAUUACUGAUCGCAACAACCACUGGAGGAUCAUUGGGGAGGGCUUCUGGCACAUCAGUAGGAGGGACUUCUGGAGAAUUACUGAUAGCGACAACCACUGGAGGAUCAUUGGGGAGGGCUUCUGGCGAAUCAGUAGGAGGGACUUCUGGAGAAUUACUGAUCGCGACAACCACUGGAGGAUCAUUGAGGAGGGCUUCUGGCGUAUCAGUAGGAGGGACUUCUGGAGAAUUACUGAUAGCGACGACCACUGGAGGAUCAUUGGGGAGGGCUUCUGAUGAAUCAGUAGGAGGGACUUCUGGAGAAUUACUGAGAUCUUCUGGGGGAUCAGUGGGAGGGGCCUCUGGGGGACCCCUUGGAGGGGUUUCUGGUGAUUAUAUGGUAGGAAAUCCUGGAGGAUCGUUGGGAAGGGCUUCUGAAGGAUCAAUAUGUAGCCAUAUAGGAGGAAGUUUGAGUGGGCCAGGGGGAGGGAUGAUUGGAGGCCAUAGUAGCAGAGCAGCAGGGGGUGCGGUAGGGAGUCAUUUAGGGGGGUCUACAGCUUGUCCUGUAGGAGGGGCUUCUGGUGGAAUUACAGCUGGACUUAUUGGUUCCUCCCGUUGUCAGAGUCCCAUUUCUACCGGCUCGUCCAGCCCUUUGCCUGGUCAAAUUCUCCAGCCACCCUCUAAGCCUCCUCACUUGGCUCCUUUGCAGCAGUUUGCUGGAGGAGGCAGGACUAGCAGUGGCUUAAACCUCUUCCACUCCCCUCCACAAGGCUCCCCAUCCUCUAGUAGAGGACAUCAUAGCCAACAGCCUGCUGAGGACUCCCCGUCAUCCCUCAGCCAUUUUAGCCUGGCAGGCCUCCAGUCUGGCUUCCUGCCUCACCAGAUGUCCCUGGAGAGGUCUGCCCUGGCCUCUCUGGCCCAGUAUGGCUCAGCAAACGCCUCUCCCUGCCUUACCCCAGUGGCACCCAGCCCUACCAUUCAAAGCCCAGUGGCAGGCAGGACUUUCCAUUACAAUGACCCUUCCAGUGCCACAGGAUCCCACAGUUCUCUGCUCAUGCCUCAGUCUUCUCUCCCUCCACAGCUUCCCAGCCAGCCACACACAACAGGGAGAGAUUCUCCACUGGGCCGCUUUUCAGAGGACCUAAAGCUGUUAUCCAGCUCACACCCAUCUCUGCCCCAGGAAGUAGCCCAGGCAUUAGGCCACCAAACACCUCGCUCCUCUGUGGAAACUGGAUACUACCCCUCACCCUUCUCAUCACCCGCUCUCGUGCCCAAACCCUGUAGCUCAGUACCAGGGCGCAUGACUCCUCCAAUCCAGAUGUCUCCGGGGCACCCUCACCAGACUCAAUCCCCAGGGGCCUCCCCGGCCUCGCCUCUACGGAGAGGCUCUGCUGCCUACUCAUCAGAUCUAGAACCUCAAACUGUCCGCUCUAAACUCCCUUCCAAUUUGUGAGGAUUGAUCACACCCUCCUGUGCUCCUCCGAACUGAAACACACACAAACUAUAUCCAUGUGUGGCAUUAUUUUCUUUCUGUGAUCAGACUUCACUGUGUUCCGCCUCUCAUUUUACCAAGAUCUUAAAUUUACUGUGAUUUAAAAGACACUUUACCAGGUAACUCUGAGCAUAGAGAAUACUCUAUAUUUGUUUUAUGCUUUGUCCUCUUUUUUAUUCAUACAUACUGUAUAUAGAUAGAGAUAUAUUUAAAUGAUAAGUUAAUCAAGGGACUAGGAGGGUGUGAAAAACGAUCUCCAUUUAAAGGACAGUCAUUUUCUUUAUUUCUAUAACUAUGCCAAAUUCAUCUGGUGAUUUUUGGGAAGACAAUUCAAUGGACUACACAAUAAUACUCUUUUUCUGCAGGAACCUAUGCACUAAUACCUGCAUGUAUAAAGGCUUUUUGUGUGUUUCAAAAAAAGUUAUCUAAAUUUUUAGCUAAAACAAAAUGCUUCAACAGGCUGACUCUUGUACCAUCUCAUACAGGAUCACAUAUUGUUGAUCCUUAAAUGUAUCUAUUAGAUUGUACUUAUUUAUCCUCUGUGUAAACUCUUCAAAACCUGAUGAGAGAUGGAGAAGAGACUUUAGGAAACCAAAAAGACUUUUCCUGUGGGGUAAUAAUUCACCUCCUCUUGGCCCUUCUAUCCUUAUUUUGUACCACUUUAUCAUACCAAUACUGUUUUUGAAGCAGGGGGAGAGGGGUUCAGCGAGCUACCCUCCAUCUCAAUAUUGAGACAUAACAGUAUGUGAGCGACUGGCUUUCUGCAGAGUCCUCAACCAUGUCCUAACAAGCUCACUUUGUCUUCCAAGCUCAUGCCGCUAAUGUGUGUAGAAAGCAUGUGUUGUUUUUCUUCCUGACUGCGUGCAACUGUUAAUGUGUGAGUGUUAGUGAGAGUAAGUGUGUGAAUCAGUGGGACAGUCAGAUGCAAGGCAAGACUUUUCCCUGGACUGAUCAAAAGGAAGUUUGCCUUUUUUCACACAAAAACUAGGACUUCCAUUAACCCCAGCUUGUGUGUUGCAUUGUGUAGCACUUGGACCAUUCAAAAUCAAAAAUAAUCAAAUAUAUAGUUGCCCCAAAACCAGACUUUCAAUCAUUUAGCAGAUACAGUAUAUACAAUACACAAGCUGAAAGAUCCAAAAAGUGCUGGAAAUGGAAAUAUGCCACUUGAUAUUUAAUUUGUGCAUUACUUCUUCUACUGUAGCUGCUAUAUGGUCAACAUAGGCAUGUCUCCUCAUUGAUGGCCAGUGCUGAGUUUGAGAUGUUGAAUGUAUGUACAUUUUUUGUUGCUAAAAGUAAGUACUGUAGCUAUGGUAGAUGCACUGAAGGGGAGUUAAGAGACUGUUCCAUAACAGGUCAUUGGUUCAAUAUCUUUGACUGAUGUUUUCAUCAGCAGAUAUUUCUCCUGCCAAAGUGUCCUUUAGCAAGACACAGAACCACUACCCACUCAUUUGUUGUAAGGCAAUCUGGAUAUAUGACUCAGUAAGUUGUGUACAAAUGUGCACUCUUUACUGCAUAUGCUCCAUUACGUAUUGCCAUACAGCUGUGCUGCUGCUGUAUCUCGAGAGAAAUUGCUUGGGAACUUCAAAUGUUAUUAUUGAGCCCAUGAAGGUGCAGGGAAGCAAUCACUGACAAAUAUUGUGUCAGAAUGGACAUUUUAAAAUGUACCCCACACUAUUCAGUUUUGAUUGCAUUUCUGCAGGUAUUUUUGAAUUCAUAAAAUAUAUAUAUAUAAAAAAAUAUAUAUAAGUACGUACAUAUACCUGGAGCACCUCUAUGUAGGUGGCAUUUAGCUGUUUGCCAUCAAAAAUCAAAGAUGAGAAAAGGCCCUUUAUAUUUGUGUAUUCAUUCAAAAUCCGGUGACACUGUCAGAGAGCCUUACAGUUGCCAGAAAACAGAAUACACAGUAGAGCAAGGUAUCACUAAACUCCCAAAGGAGAAAAGCUGUGUUAUGCUUCUACAUGUUUGUCUGUAGCUCAUCAUCAAGACAGACCCAGGUUCCACUCAGACAGCUGAGUCCCUAACUCAGUCACAGCACUCAGCCACAGCAGCCUAAUUUAACAAGACAUGUCUGUAAUCCCUUGACCCUCACAGGCUAUCAUGCACUCACACACAGAGGUGCACAGUGACCAUGUUCUCCCCUCAUUACAGUUCCCAGAAGUCCCUAUAAUAAGGUAUAGCAAUACACAUGGCAUGACACACAGCUGCACAAAUGCACAUUUACAGACAUGCCUACAACCUCAAGAACACUCUUUGAAUGCUCUUUGAAAAACAAACAAAAAAAAUUGACAAUCCUUUUUUUCUCCACGACAUUUUAUGUUGUUAAAAAUAUCCUCAACUGAAUUUGCCGUUAGCAAAUAUAUGAGUCUCACUUUCUCAUCUUAUUCAGAUCAGCCAGGCCAUUAGCCCUCACCACUUUUAUGAUUAGGAAUUUCAUGUAUAAUGUUGUUGAUGACAUGGAUACACACACUGUAACCCUAGACAGAAAUUUUCAUCUGUUAAGUAAGCAUGUAGUCCUCUGUAAGAAUUAAGCCUCAUAAGAUAUUGGGGCAACAUAAAAUAAAAACAAUCUCUUAUAAUCCACCUGUCACCCAUCAUGUGAAAUGUAGAAAUUCAACUACUGACAUUCAAUUAAACGAGGCAGAUUGAGGGGAAAUGAAUACAGCAAAAACUCUAUGAUUAUUUGGCAUAUCAUUUCAGAAUUAGAUUAAAUAGUUGAAAUCAAUGAUUCACAUGGCCUUUUCAUGGUCUUCUUCACGGACUGAGUAGGUGCUUCUAAUGGCUAGAACAGCUUUUUUUUUUUUUAAGCUUUCACACACUGGCUGUUGUUUAACACUUUGUCCUCAUCUACAGUUCAGCUAUUUAAAGGCUCUGAAACAUUUACACGGGCUAUGUGUUUAUGUGACACGUGAAGCCUUGCUUGUAGGAAGCCUGGGUCUCUUUAGACCACCGUCCAGUGGGGCAAAGGGUGAAAGGGACAGAGCACUGAGACAGAAUGACAGAAAGUAAACACCAAGAAUGGUUUCACCUCUGGAAUACUGAUUGUCUGCACACAGUGUAGGUGUUUAAACCUUGGUCUUCCUGUACCUGCUAGUCUUGCACUGCACAAAAGCAGACUGCUGUGCCCCCCACAUCAGGAAAAAGUCCCCUUUUUCCUCACAAUGUGACCUUAUUAAGGUGUAUAGUUGGAAAACAAUUUGAAGCUGGUCUGAGACAAAGGUGUGUAUGUGAAGAGGCGUUGAUGCAAUGAGGGAAUGAUGUAGUCUGACACUCAGCCACAGGGAAGACAAGUAGACAGGCACCCCAUUAGGUACUCAUGUUGACGGGGUAGUUGUUUCUUGGGGAUUUGUAGCAUGUCACCCCUUCUUUAUGAUUGUUCCUGAGUGCUAGUGGAUGUUUGUCAGUAUUGUAUUGAUUGGAAGGAUAUGAGGGAAAGCUUUGAGUGUUGCUAUGUAGCUAGCAGCUAGUGUGUGUGUGUGUGUGUGUGACUGUGUAUCCCGCUCUGCCUGGCAGGGUCGAUGGCUGGGGCUGGGCGCUGUCUGAGGAGGGUGGGACAGGGAGGCACAGGUCAGAGCUUACAGAGAGAUAGACAUUGGACAGGGAUUGAUUAGUUGGCCUGAACUUAGUAUGGUCUAUUAUCACAGAUAAGUGGUUUAGGCUAGGGGUGGGUGGGCACACAGUGUAUCAGUUGAAUCUGUCACUGUCAGUUAGAGAGCUGCCACAAUCUGCAUGAUGUCCUGUCGGUUUCAGCUAGACCAACAUAUUUGCAAAAUCUCCUGUCUUGGACUUUUUAUGUAAGAAAAGUGCCAAUUUUUAUGAAAUUAGAAGAGAAGUUUUUGAUUGAUGACCACAUAGUGUUGAAAUUAUGUAAUGGAAAUGAAAAGGGGUUUCAUAAUCCUUUGGGUCAUGAAAUUUUCUUAACUCACAGAAGACCAUGUAAUCCUUCAUUCCGUGUAAAGACAUGAAAAUAACCAAAAUUGGAGUAACAAGAUUUUCACCUGACAGCAAUGUUUAUUCUUCAAGGGGAUUUGCUAUUUCCAUCCACCCAGACUAUUUGCUGCAGCCGCAUCUGUAGCGUAAUGUAGUAUGGAGACAGUGUUUUUUAGAGGAAUCAGCAGGGAAUUAGAUAAGGAGGCUUUGAAACUUUGUGUCUUUUGAGAAAAAGCGAAAGAAAAACAAGGGUGACUCACUCGCUCAUGCAGCAAACUAUUUUCAUUAUGUUUCCCUAUGUCACCCAUCUAAACAUGGUAAGACCACUGCAACAGAGAAAAUAGCAACCAAGGGCAGUUGAAGGAUCCCAACAGCUGCCAGCGUUCUGUCCAAACGCCCCGAGCUAGGCUGUUCUGAAAUCAGUUCAGAGGACGACAGUGGAAAAGCACCUGACAUGUCUGUGUUUUGAUCCUGUAAGGUACCACUGUUUAAUUUUAAUGCCCUGCCUGAGUUGGUUGCCCUAUUUUAUCUGAAUGUAACUAAAUCUAAUCUAGGUCUGACAGAAGUAGUUCAUAUUUUCCUCUGUUUUAGGCCAUACUUUGCUCUGGCCUUGCUGUUAGCCAUGGCUAGCUACGCAGACUGGCACCUCUGUACCAUUUCCAAUUCAUGGUUGUUUCUGUAACGCAGCAUUCCCACAAUCUGUUUGGUGCACUUCCAAUUUCGCUGCCUAAUCUUAGCCUGCCUCUCCCUUUGUGCUGCCCUGCUCGCCCAUGAAUAUGGGUUGGUGAAUCAGCGAUGCACACUAAUGAAAUCAUUUGCUGUGAUUGAGGAUUAGAUGUAGCAGCAGCGGAAUCGAACCUGCAAUUUCUCCGGGGAGAGACGGCACGUGUUUUUUUUCCGAGGCCCUCGUUAUUCAUUCAUAACUGCAAAUUCCCCCAACCCUUCCACAAACACUCAAUUUAUUUAUCAUACGCAAGCAGCAGAAUCAGGUGUUCGUAUGACAAUGUACCUCAGAGUGAUUGGAUAUGAUAUGAAGAUUGCUAUAUGUGGUAGAAGGUUCUGUUUAUCGUAGCGUCUAAUACAACUGACCUCUUUUGCUGCUGCUCCAAUGAGAUGGAAUAACACAACAGUAAUGUUGUUCUGACCACAAAGUUGGCUGUUGGGCAGUGUAACCUAGAUAUGACCCAGUUUAGAGAUACUGUGCACCAGUAGGGUGCCUGUAAGUUCACUCCAAGACUGUAUGACCUUGAGAUCCUUUAUCAUAAUGACACUGUUUGUUCAUAGUAGAGACAGCUAAAUAUAUGAAAUUUGACUUGGGUUGGUAAAUUCAAAAAUUAACCAAUUAGAAGCUAUGAUUUGGUUCUGAAAAUAUGUUGUCUGUAUGUUUCUCUGCUGGGGGCAGCUGAUCAGAAAAUCCUGUGUUGCAGCCAAAGGUGAGGCUGCUCUUCACUGGAUUAGAGUUGGGGGGGAAACAGAGAGAGAGAGAGAUGAGGGUUUACAUAAAACAUUGUGCUUCUCAUAGCCGUCUUUCGUUUGCUGAAGUAUGUACUAUAAUUCCACUUAAUCUGAUGUUUGGGAAAAUAAUUUCAACAAGGUACUUAUAAAGAUUUAUAUAUUUCCAUAGGACCUAUUUAUAUUUCUAUAUUCAUUUUAGACUCUCUUAAUAAGUGAUGUCAUCACCAUAACAGAUAAUGAUAAGCAAUGUUCACCAAACUGUGUAUGUACAGUUCAUAACAUGUCCAUGAUUUUUAAUGAAGCGCAGGAGUGGGACAUUUUCUUCACAUGAUGCUACAGACCAAGACUUUCUACUCGAAGGCUCAACCUUUUUGUUUCACAAAGGCAGAGACUGGUUCAGCACUUCUUACAAGGACACACAACCUUUUGGGGAGGACAGUAUUUUGACCGCUUUGCUAAUCAUCAAUGGAUAUCAGUCUAUUUUUUCUGCAUUUAACACGGGAACUAUGGGAAAAAGCAAUAAGGGAACUGUACAGGUAUGGUGUGACUGGAUGUGUACCUACGGGACAUUGCGCUGACCCACACAACAACCACACACAGUAGUUUGUGUGGCGGUAAAAGGAGUGAGGCAAAAACUGCAUUGUCGAUAAGCACACAUACUGGAUGAAA
Messenger RNA from Thunnus maccoyii (southern bluefin tuna), 11487 nucleotides. RefSeq names its product potassium/sodium hyperpolarization-activated cyclic nucleotide-gated channel 4-like. The record is from RefSeq and is a predicted model, not a curated record. Gene Ontology annotation, biological process: potassium ion transport; transmembrane transport. Bases 562 to 5397 code for a protein of 1611 amino acids. Gene Ontology annotation, cellular component: membrane. The transcript has 10 exons. Gene Ontology annotation, molecular function: voltage-gated potassium channel activity. NCBI's taxonomy places the organism in Eukaryota, Metazoa, Chordata, Actinopteri, Scombriformes, Scombridae.